Molecule: messenger RNA, 249 nt
Organism: Aspergillus luchuensis
Lineage: Eukaryota; Fungi; Ascomycota; Eurotiomycetes; Eurotiales; Aspergillaceae
Exons: 1
Coding region: 1-249 (82 amino acids)
Source: RefSeq, a predicted model, not a curated record
AUGUCCCUGAUGGCGCAUCAUUCCCCGACGCCUAUUCUGCAGCCCACUCCGCUCCCGGAGCUCACUUCCAGUCUCCUGUCAGACGACACCGACUCUACAUCGAACUCCUCAGCCUCUGUGACGCAGUGCCCAUGUUGCGCCUCGCCCGUUAUUCCAGAUCUAGCCACCUUGGCCGAGACCAUUCCAGACCGGGAACUCAAUAUGUCCACCACGCCUGAAGACCAGUUCUCAAACACACUGAGGAUCUAG